AUGGCAGAAUCCCGCUCCUCAAUAACCCCCCAAACGAACCCCCGCGGCAUCCCCGUCGCCCCCUUCGUCGACAAUGUCACCGACUACGUCUCCACCCGCGCCGACGUCGAAAAGACGCUCCGCAACUUCCAAGAGAUGAUCUCCAAGUACCAGUUCAUGGAGGUGAACGCACAGAACCGCGCCGUCGGCCUGCGCGACAAGAUCCCGGACAUCAAAAAGACGCUGGAGAUGGUGUCCUUCCUCAAGCGCCGCCGCGACGCCUCCGCCGACCCGCUCGAGACCAGCUUCGAGCUCAACGACACUCUCUACGCCCGCGCCGCCAUCCACCCGGACCAGACCGACGAGGUGUACCUCUGGCUCGGCGCGAAUGUUAUGCUGGCGUAUCCGAUCGCCGAGGCGGAGACGAUGCUGCGUGAGAAGCUGGCCGCCGCGGAGCUGAGUCUGGCACAUUGUGAGGAGGAUUUGGAGUUUUUGAGGGAGCAGAUUACGACUAUGGAAGUGGCCACCGCUAGAGUCUAUAACUGGGACGUCAUGCAGCGGCGGAAAGAAAAGGCCGAAGGUAAAGGCGACGAGGACGAGACGGAGACAAAAUAA
Messenger RNA from Aspergillus terreus NIH2624, 594 nucleotides. Its product is annotated as tubulin-binding prefolding complex subunit PAC10. Gene Ontology annotation, molecular function: tubulin binding. The transcript is spliced from 3 exons. The coding region runs from base 1 to 594 and encodes 197 amino acids. Gene Ontology annotation, biological process: protein folding; microtubule-based process; tubulin complex assembly. Gene Ontology annotation, cellular component: cytoplasm; prefoldin complex. The record is from RefSeq and is a predicted model, not a curated record. Lineage: Eukaryota; Fungi; Ascomycota; Eurotiomycetes; Eurotiales; Aspergillaceae.